Molecule: messenger RNA, 1299 nt
Organism: Lucilia sericata (common green bottle fly)
Lineage: Eukaryota; Metazoa; Arthropoda; Insecta; Diptera; Calliphoridae
Product: hyphally regulated cell wall protein 3-like
Exons: 2
Coding region: 205-1215 (336 amino acids)
Biological process (GO): positive regulation of transcription by RNA polymerase II
Cellular component (GO): RNA polymerase II transcription regulator complex
Molecular function (GO): transcription coactivator activity
Source: RefSeq, a predicted model, not a curated record
CUGAGAACUUUAAUAGAGCAAGUUUUAACCAAAAUACUAAAAUAAACACUAGACGCAUCUAAAAAGUGCAAAAUAGACAACAAGAAAAUUAGAAUAUCUAUUUCUAAUUCAUGUUCUAAACAAAAUUAGUAUAAAUAUCAAGUGUAUGACAAUUAUUAAAUCAGUAUCAGUAGUUUCAUUCUUGAAAGCAAUACUUCUACAAAAAUGAAAUUCUUCACCGCUGUUUUGUUCGCUGUCGUUGCCUUGGCUGCCGCCGAUGUCAGCCACUUGGACAGAACAUACUUGCCACCCCAUGGUGCAGCCAGCAGCUCACAUGAACAUUAUGCUUCGGCUCCUGCCUCCAGCAGUGGUUCUUUCAAAUCUGGCUCCAGCUUCUCUGCUCCUGAAUCUGCUUCCACCUUCACCUCUCAACAAUACUCUGCACCUGCUGCCUCUUCUAGUUUCAGCAGCCGCAGUGGAUUCUCUUCAGAUUCCGGCUCCAGCUACUCUGCUCCCGAAAGCGCUGCCUCUACUUUCAAGACUACUGAAUACCAAGCUCCCGCUUCCGGCAGCUCUGGCUCUUUCAAAUCGGAUUCCAGCUACUCUGCUCCCGAAAGUGCUGCUUCUUUCUCAUCCUUCAAAACUACUGAAUACCAAGCUCCCGCUUCUACCAGCUCUGGCACUUUCAAAUCUGAUUCCAGCUACUCUGCCCCAGAAGCUUCAUCCUCAUUCGCUUCCAACCAAUACUCUGCCCCUGACACCUCUGCCAGUUUCAGCAGCCGCAGUGGAUUCUCUUCCGAUUCUGAUUCUAGCUACUCUGCUCCUGAAAGUGCUGCUUCUUUCUCUUCCUUCAAGACUACUGAAUACAAAGCUCCCGCCGCCAGCAGCUCUUACAAAUCUAGCUCCAGCUUCUCGGCUCCCAUAGGUGCUGCUUCUUUUGUCGCUCCUGAAAGCACUAGCUACACUGCUGAUUCUAGCUACUCAGCCCCUGAAGCUGCUUCCACUUUCACUUCCCAGCAAUACUCUGCUCCCGAUAGCUCUGCUAGUUUCAGCAGCCGUGGUAGCUUCUCUUCUGACUCCAGCUCUGGUUCCAGCUACUCUGCUCCUGAAGCUGCUGCUUCCUACUCAGCUCCCUCUUACUCUACCUCCUACACCGACUCCAGCUACUCUGCUCCACAAGCUGCUGCCUCUGGUGUUGAUACCCAAUACGCCGCUGAUGGUGGUUAUGUAUACUAAACCUUAAACAAGAGACUAUUUCUUUUAAAUCCCCUUUAAAGACCAAAAAAACAACAACAAAUAAAAAAUCUAAAAAAAUUUUAA